Molecule: messenger RNA, 1443 nt
Organism: Rotaria sordida
Lineage: Eukaryota; Metazoa; Rotifera; Eurotatoria; Philodinida; Philodinidae
Source: the annotation of a GenBank genome assembly
AUGAAAAAGAAAGAAGAACAACUUAGUGAAGCUGAUCUUCUGUAUAUGAAAACAUCAGGAAAACUCAUAGAACAUAAGGCACGGAUUAAAGAUCUUGAAGGUUUUCUUAAAUUGGAUCUUGCGGAUGAACAGCGGAAGUUGAAAAUCAAAUUUGGCAGAGGACUGCUACUUUAUGGACCACCUGGUACAGGUAAAUCCGAACUUUUAAAACGAGCUGCAGUGUUUGCUGGUAUUACUACAACAACAACUCCAUUAGCUGCUGGUGAACUUAAUCGGCCUCAUGUUGGUGAAACAGAAAAGUUACUUGUUGACAUCAUGUAUCGUUCAAAUCCUAUAUCCUAUCUGAUUUGUGCGAUGAUAAUCGAUGAGAUCGAUGGGCUUGUUCCUAAACGAGAUAAUAAUGCUCAACAAUCCAAAGUAGACGGUAUUAGUGUUCUUCUUUCACAUAUUGAAGGUGUGAAAAAUAUUCCAAAUUUGAUUGUACUUGGUGCUACGAAUCGUCGAAAUAUGAUGGAUGAAGCUUUUUUGCGUCGUAUGCAAGCGAAAUGUUUUGUUGGUCGACCAUCGCCGAAAAUUCGAGAAAAAAUGCUCCAACCAUUAAUAGUGAAAGAUCUGCAUACGUUCACGAGACGCCGCAUAGAUUUUCUUGUCAAGAUAACGACAAACUUUAGUGGUGCUGCUGUGGGUGCCCUAAAAUCGAGUAUUAUUGUUGCCUUGGAUCAAGGUCAAACACUAAAUCGGGAUGCUAAAAGCAGUUUACAGACUUCACAAGCCCAAACGAGCCCACCGAAUCUUCAAUCGACGCUCGCGACUAGCGUUCCUUCCGUUGAAUCGAGUGCAAUUAGUAAUUAUGAACUACUUAUACUAGCCGACGGUGCAGCACGUGAAUUUAGCUGUUGGUUCGGUAUUGGAACGCUGCCCGGUAUCUUUCGGCUUUAUCCGAAUAUGUGUUCGAGCUCUGAUCAAGAAAAAUACUCACUUGCAUUGCCUAAUCAUGUUCCAUCUGGUCGAAUUCUUGUCAAUUUAAACGAACAGAAAUGUAUUGUUGAACUAGCCGGAGACGAUUUGUCGCUUGAAUACGAAUUAGAAAAACAAGAAACAUGUACAUUAACACUUCUGUCCCGUUUUAUUAAUGGAUGCUCGAGUCGAAAUAUUGAUACAAUACAGAUAAUUGAUUUGAAUUUUCUCACAAAGAAUAAUGCAUUUGAAGAGAAUCAAAUCUUUGAAUUAUUGACGACAACAUUUCUCGAAUGCGAGGAAUAUAAUCGUUCGAUGCUCAUUUUCGACAUUGACUCUCUUAUUAUGCUUAAUAUAUCCGAUUCAAACAUGUCGCAAUCAACAUCGAUCUCCAACAUUCGUUUAUAUCAAUACAUUCGAGAGAAAUGCAAGACGGCGGUCGUCGAAACAAAACCACCAGAGAAUACCGUGAGUAUAUGUUACUAA